Messenger RNA from Brettanomyces nanus, 456 nucleotides. RefSeq lists its product as uncharacterized. The coding region runs from base 1 to 456 and encodes 151 amino acids. Lineage: Eukaryota; Fungi; Ascomycota; Pichiomycetes; Pichiales; Pichiaceae. The record is from RefSeq and is a predicted model, not a curated record. The transcript has a single exon.
AUGGGUAUUCUUCAUCAGGGAGGUUUGAUUCCGGCUGUAGACUACUUGCAGCAAAAUGUAAGUGUUGAUAGUAAUUUUCUAUUCUGGAGAACUUACAAGCCACCUACCUGGAUGUUGAAGAAUGGAUCUGCGGACCAUGUCUAUUUUAAUAAAGACAGUGACGAUUUAUCUGCAAUUGAUUACUCAUCUAUAAGUCAACCUUUCACGGUCGAUUUCAUGGGUCUUGAUUACGAUCAAUUUCUUCCAAUCUUGGAAAAAAUAACAACGGUUCAUAAGGGAUCUGUAUAUCUAGUGGCACCUCUAAAUGCGAUGCUCACCUUUCAAAAUGUUACUACCACAUUCAAUUACACCCAACUCUGGUCAACCGCUUGGCAUCUUGAUAUGGACCACUUCGAAUUUGACAAGUUUGGUUUCAAAACGUUCACACCAGGGAUCGGCGUCUACAAACUGCUAUAG